AUAGCAAUGAAACACCAAACAUAUGUAUAAACUCUUAAUCUUAUCAAUAAAUAGCAAUGAAACACCAAACAUAUGUAUAAACUCUUAAUCUUAUCAAUAAAUAGCAAUGAAACACCAAACUCAUGUAUUUUAUUGCAGAUUUCUUACUAAACCUAACCAAAACACAUACUACAAAAUAGUAAUAAAAUAAGUGCUAAAGAGGAAUGAAAAAUGAGGUAAGGAUAAAAUAGUAAUUUGAAAUGCAAGACACAAUCCCAAGAGAGAGAGACAGAACAGCACUGGAGUUGCUUGCAGCUGAUUCAAGCUUCCCUUUUAAACCGCCGUUUGUCAAUUCGUCGCAUGUCUACAUUCAUGUGACGAAAUUCGUCGCUUUUUCAUUCUCAUGAAAAUGACGAAUGCUUAUGAAUUUUGAUACUUCUUCAUACUAGUAACUAGCCACAUUAUUAGUAUUAUAUAGUUAAAACUCUUGACGCGAUUCUUCAUUUUUUCAUUCUAGUUAAUUUUUCUUCAUUCUCUUCGAUUCGCAUUGUAAAUCCCCAAACUAAACCCUACAUUUUCUUCAUUCUUCAAUAAGGUACACUACUUUUUCUAUUUCUCUUUUUUACUUCAAUGUUUUUUUUUGUUUGUGAAUGACGAUGAUGAUCCAGUAACGAAACCCUAGUGAGAGAUAAUAGAUAUUAUCUAUGGAGGGUGGUGAGAGAAUCGGAGAAGAUAUGGAUCUCGUUCAUUCUGAAAAUGCUGCUGCUGCUGCCGCUGUUGGUGUUGGUUCCGUUUCUCAGGAUCAAGAAAUGGUUGAUCAAGCUGAUGCUGAUACAACAAUUUCAAAUGUCCAUUCUACCCCUACUCCUCAGGCUAAAGUUAAGAAUGUGACAGAAAUGAAUAAUCAUAGUGUGAUAAACAGUGCUGGCGAGAUGAGUGGUUAUGAUGAGACUGGUACUGCUAUGGAACGAGAAGCGUUUAUGAAAGAGCUUGAGAGUUUUUAUAGAUCGAGGUCGUUAGAAUUUAAGCCUCCUAAGUUUUAUGGAGUGCCGUUGAAUUGUCUCAAGUUAUGGAGAGCUGUUAUCAAACUGGGUGGCUAUGAAUUGGUAACUGGAUCGAAGUUGUGGCGGCAAGUAGGAGAGUCUUUCCACCCUCCUAAGACUUGCACUACAGUCUCAUGGACGUUUAGAAUCUUUUAUGAGAAGGCGCUUUUAGAGUAUGAAAAGCAUAAGAGAGAGACCGGGGAGCUACAGCUCCCUGUUGGAUCACUCCAUCAACCUUCAAGUGUGGAAAAAGAGACCACUGUUUAUCAGGCUCCAGGCUCAGGUAGAGCACGAAGGGAUGCAGCAGCACGUGCAAUGCAAGGUUGGCAUGCUCAGCGCCUUCUUGGAUAUGGUGAGGUUGCUGAGUCAGCUGUUAAGGACAAGAACUUCAGUCCUACACAAAAACGUGAAAAGAACCUCAAAAGUAUUGGUGUGAUCAACAAACAGAGGAUGCCAUCUGGUAUGGACCAUGCUGACAAAACUGCAAAUAUAGAAGGAGACAGGCAAUUGGUCACUGCAGUAGUGGAUAUUGGACCCCCAGCUGACUGGGUUAAGAUCAAUGUGCGGGAAACGAAGGAUUGUUUUGAAGUGUAUGCGCUGGUUCCUGGGCUCCUUCGCGAGGAGGUGCGAGUUCAAUCCGAUCCAGUUGGACGACUUGUUAUAACUGGUACGCCAGAACAUGUUGACAAUCCAUGGGGUAUCACCCCCUUCAAAAAGGUUGUGAACUUACCUUCGCGAAUUGAUCCACUUCAGACAUCUGCCAUUGUUAGUUUGCACGGCCGACUAUUUGUACGCGUUCCUUUUGAGCAGGGAGCUGUAUGAUUUUUAUUUCCCCCCCUUGAAUGUUUGGUUUCUCACAAUUCCUCAAAAUGAGUAAAGUUUUUAUAAACAAUCAAGGCAUGGUUAUGGUAGGAACUAGUCUAGAGUUCUGUUGGAUUAGUUCAAACUAAUGUCCAACUUUACUAUCAAUAAUUUAUUUUCGCUACGGUAAAAUACCCAAAUGCACUGAGCAAUAAGCUUGAUUUUCAAAUGUUAAGAUCCAAUUUUGCCUUUAUAAAAGUAUAAAAACAAAACAAUUUUAUUUA
Molecule: messenger RNA, 2107 nt
Organism: Lathyrus oleraceus (garden pea)
Lineage: Eukaryota; Viridiplantae; Streptophyta; Magnoliopsida; Fabales; Fabaceae
Product: AT-rich interactive domain-containing protein 5
Exons: 13
Coding region: 684-1844 (386 amino acids)
Biological process (GO): regulation of transcription by RNA polymerase II
Cellular component (GO): nucleus
Molecular function (GO): DNA binding
Source: RefSeq, a predicted model, not a curated record